This is a messenger RNA of Mangifera indica (mango), 2984 nucleotides long. RefSeq lists its product as uncharacterized. Gene Ontology annotation, molecular function: TFIIIC-class transcription factor complex binding. The transcript is spliced from 15 exons. Gene Ontology annotation, cellular component: transcription factor TFIIIB complex. Gene Ontology annotation, biological process: RNA polymerase III preinitiation complex assembly. Bases 436 to 2928 code for a protein of 830 amino acids. The record is from RefSeq and is a predicted model, not a curated record. NCBI's taxonomy places the organism in Eukaryota, Viridiplantae, Streptophyta, Magnoliopsida, Sapindales, Anacardiaceae.
UUUUAUUUUGUAAAUAUUUUCCCGUUACACUCAGGCGCGUUUAUGACCGUUCGAUCUUCCUCCUGAUCCGGUUUGUAAAUUUAUUAGCAAUUAUUUAGGUGCAUUAUUAUUGUUUUUAUUUGUUUAUUUUUAAUUUUCAAUUUUCGCAGUUUAUCGAAAUUUCAGUGGAGUUCGGAGUUUUUGCUUGAGUUGGACUAGAGUUAGGGCUUUGAUAUUUUGUUGUUCUGUGCAUUGACGUGUUUAAUUGAUUUACUGAUCUAUUUUCAAAUCGAUCCAUCCAUCGAUUGAUUCGUUACUGUAGCGAAUUUCAACGGAGCAUCGGAGCCCGUGACGCGUUGUCAAGAAAUGUCGGGUCCACUAGAUCGGCUCGCCAGGCCUUAGACAGGAUUUUCAGUUCUGUAUGCAAACAAUACUCUUGAUGUUAGAAAUACUCUGAUGGAUUCAGAUGAUGAGCUUUUUGCUGGUGAAUCUGGACCUGCAGUAAAACAUGGUCGUGGCAGGUUUCAACCCAGAGCGAAACCAAGACCUAGUAAGGGAACAAUUCUAGCUGUUGCUUCCUCGAUACCGAGCAAUACAGAGGAAAAGACGAUUAUAGAAGCAUCCCUUAGCUUGGACACAACACAGAUUCUUCAGCCUGCUGAUAAUAGAUGGACAAAACCAUCUAUCUCUAAAGUCAAAGAACCUUUGAAAAGUAAUGGUGACUCUUUAUCACAAGAUCCAAUUAUGGAUGAUAACUUGAAAUCACAGGUUGUGAACCCAUCAUCUGAAGCUGUUGCGAGGAGAGAUGAUGUCUGUUCUGGAGAUGUUCUGCCUAUGAAAGUUGAAACAUUGGCAAAACAGGACAUGAUACAGACCUCCAUCUACACAGACACUGAACACUUAGUUCAGCCAAUUGAUGUUACGAAUAGGGAUUACAGAAUGACAGAUCCUGUGGGUCUGUCAUUGGCUGCUGUAGAAAUUGGUGGGUCUGAAGAACAAUUAAAAGGGAAUGAUGGCUUUGGAAAUGCUAUACAUUCAGAGGUUACGGUUUCUGUUGGCUGUGGAGAUCUGCACUCUUCAUUUGAAAAACCAGCGGGAGACUUGUUUGUUGGUUUCAAAUGUGUCACUAAUUAUCUUAGCCCCUCUACAAAUGAGAUGGAGAAGCCCGCUAUUGGGGAUUUGGAGAAUGUAGAUGGAGGCGAAAAUGGUGGUAUUCAGGGUAGAAGUUGUUUUAGUGCUUCAGAAGCAAGUGAAUUUGAUGCUUCCCAAGCUGAAAUUUGUGCUGAUUUAUUCAUGGUCCAAGAUCCAGUAACUUGCAGGGAGACUUGUAUCUCUAAAUGUGACGUAGUUGUCUCUGUUGAGGAUGGAAGAAUGGAAACAGAGGUUCAGCAAUCCAGGGCGUCUUCUGACUUGGAAACUGAUUUUAUAUCUGGGGCAACGGUUGCAUCUGGAUGGCAUGCUGGGAAAUUCAAACCCAAGCCUAAGUUACGAGCUGGGAAGGAGAACUCUAAUAUCAGCAUGACCAAUGCUGAUGCAGUUGAUUCAGUUAUGCAGCCACCGACUGUGCAGUAUGUUUCAUCUGAAUCUCAAUACGUCUCAGAGGGCUCAUUUUCUGUUUUUCCACCCGAUCACAUGUUUGAUUACACAUCCGUAGACUUGGGAUAUAUCAUUCCGCCUCAAGAGUCUAUGGACUCUGAAUUCCCAAUGAAUGAAGAACUGACAAAUCUUGCUGAAACAUACCAUGCUGACAAUACUACUUUGGGGGAUGUACAAACAGAGGAUGUUUGUGGAAUGACUGAAAACCAGAGUUCUGUUGGCAGGGAAAGAAAAGUUUCUACUGCAUCAAAUUUGUCUCAGAGGUCAAAUGAAUCUUCUUUGGUUGGUGGGGAGUAUAAAGGUGGCAAAUCAUCAAAGAAUCGCAAAAAGCGAGUAGCUACUCCCCAACUGGUUGAUGAGCCUGAUGACGAGACUCAUGACGGCUUCACUGCUGAUCCUCUAAGUAGCAAUGUGGAUGAAGAUGUAGGUAUUGGUGAACAUAGAGUGGAAAGUAAAGCUCAGAAGAAAAGAGCACCAAGAAAGUCAAAGAAACCUGUGACUGAAAAUGGAAAACCAGUUCGUAGGGGCAAGAAAUCCAAUGAAGCAUCAGAUCAGUCAACCAAAGAACCUCCCAAGAAGUUCUCUCAUUCAACUCGCCGAAACAGAAGACGUGUGAGUAAGGAAUUGCUAGAGACCCCAGAGGAUGAAAUUGACCCUCGAAAGGUGCCUAUGAAGGAUCUAAUUUUAUUGGCAGAGUACAGGGAGCGGUUAGCGGUAGAGAGUAAAGAGGCCAAAACAUCGACAAGAUCCUCGACCAAUCAAAGUACUGAAAAUCCUUGUGAUGAGGAUACUCAUAGUGGAGAGGAGACCUUUGCUUCAGAACAAGGCAUUGGCUAUACUGGUAAUCAAGCAACUCGUAGGGUUCAGUCAAGCCUUCACUUCAACUAUCAGUCUUUCAUGAAGAAAACACCGACAGUAAGAUGGCCAAAACAAGACACAGAAUUGUUUUACGAGGCUAUUGGACAGUUUGGUACUGAUCUUACAAUGAUACAACAACUUUUCCCUGGAAGAACACGUCAGCAAAUCAAGUUAAAAUUUAAGAAGGAAGAGCGUAAACAACCGUUGAAGCUUAAUGAGGCUCUCACCAAUCGUUCCAAAGAUCAUUCCCAUUUUGAAAAGUUGAUUGAACAGCUUCGGGAAAUUGCUGCACAGGCACGGCAGGACAGUAAUGGAGAGGAGCCAAUUGACAUACCAGGCGAAGAAGAGGUGGAGGAAUUGGCUACUGAAAUUAAUGACGAAGCAGAAAAAGUGAAGCAGGAUGAAGAUGGGGAAGCAGAUGUUGCAGCAGUCGGUAGUCCAUUGAAGAGUGAUGACGAAGAUGAUAUAUUUAGUUCAUAUAACAGUGUAUUUUAGCCAUUAAAGACUAACGCAGAUUACUGGAUAUUUAUCUCAUUUUCUUUUCUGGUAAA